This is a messenger RNA of Parnassius apollo (apollo), 1638 nucleotides long. NCBI's taxonomy places the organism in Eukaryota, Metazoa, Arthropoda, Insecta, Lepidoptera, Papilionidae. The record is from the annotation of a GenBank genome assembly.
AUGAAGGGCUUAUUUCUGACUGACGGUAAUAUCUACAAAAAAAUUACAGAAGGACAGAGAAAAUCACACUACGAAGAAAACGAAGUAGAAAAGAAACAAAACAGCGACCUGAUAGACACACUUAAGAAGGAAAUAAAAUUGAGAAUAGAAGAACUCAUCCAAGCUCGUGCGUUGAUCGGCGAAGAAGAGGUGCAGAUCAAGAAGUAUCUGAACGAAGUCUGUCCAGUUGGCAAUAAAACUGGGGAUCAGAUAAUACACAACGUCGACUUAAAAGUGAUCGAACUGCGGAAGAUGCUGGAUCUACUUAAAUACGAGAAACGAAGUAAGAAGAACAAACUUAAAGCGCUAGAAAAAGAAUACGAACAUCUGCUGAUUGAAAGUACCAAAAGUGAUAUUGUCAAAUCUAAGUUUACUACCAAAGCUAAGAAGCACGUCUCUCAUUUAGAAAACGAAAUACACAAAGUUCUGAUUCAGUGGACGGAAGCCGAGUUAGUCAAGAAGAAAUAUUCCUCAAUCAGGCAAGCCUUAGUAGAAGACUCUGUUAAAUUUGAAAGUUCUCUAAGUCGCAUCGAAGAACUUCUGAAGAAGCAGCAAGAAGAAAUCAAAAAAUUAGAAUGGGUCCGUGCUGAGGCAGCAGAAACACGCAUAAGAGCGGCAGCUGCGGUGGCUAACGAGGCAGCGCGGGCCCAUGCUGCAGAGCAUAGCCGUGCUGCGGAGCGCGCGUACUUCGCUCAGCGCUUCAACGAGCGACGCCUAGAGCUGGAGAAACUCGAGAAAAGGAUAUUUCCACCUGCUGUGCGACCGGUAGUUCAGGAAGAAACAAAUGGUUCCGUGAACGGAGAACUAGCCGCAGAAGAUGCGUCAGCAGCUGCUCAGAUGGAAGAGAUCUUUCAACGCUUGAUGAAACUUACCGGUGUAACAGAACCUGAAGAAGUUUUUGACAGAUUCCGAGCCCAGCGGGAGACUUCGAAACGACUGAAUUAUCUUCAGCAGACGACAGAGGAGGAAAAGCUUCAGUUGGAGAAAACACAAACUACGCUCAUAGCGGAGCUGGAGGUCUUUAAAUUCGCCUCCGUUAAGGAUAAAGACGAAGGUCACGAUCUUAUAAAUGAGUUGAAAGCCGAGAUAAAAAGGGAAGAACAAAGACACAUCGAACUGCAGAAGAAGCUGGAGGAACUUGACGCUUUUCUUUUAGAGAUCAAGAAGUUACUAUACGAUCUGUGCAAGCUUCUAGACCAGCUAGUACCCGAACCACCUAUUCCCGAAUGGACAGCGGAGGCGAGGGACAUUCAAGAGAUUGUGAGCGUGCUGUCCGCUCGCUUCGAGAGAGCGCGUGCUCGAGCUGACGUCAUCAGGGACAAGAAGAACGACACCAACAUCGUUAUAAUUCAGUCUAAUACGACAAGCGCAGCGCCAUCUGUCGCCGGAAUGAGCAUGUACAGCCACAGUACUCCGAAGGAAUCCGAGAAGGCUAUACCUACUUACAAAGAAUUAGUACACAAGGAUCCUGUCAAAGCACCCGUCUCAGACGAAGAGGAAGAUAUACCGUCCCGCUGCUACCUAAAGAGGCAAGCACAGCUGAUCGUGGACACCAAGUGCAGAAGGAAGGGCUUUCGACCACCGUAUCCGAGAAAAUAG